Molecule: messenger RNA, 363 nt
Organism: Trypanosoma grayi
Lineage: Eukaryota; Euglenozoa; Kinetoplastea; Trypanosomatida; Trypanosomatidae
Product: microtubule-associated protein 1A/1B, light chain 3
Exons: 1
Coding region: 1-363 (120 amino acids)
Biological process (GO): cellular response to nitrogen starvation
Source: RefSeq, a predicted model, not a curated record
AUGGCAAGAAGUUUCGAAAGCAAGUAUAAAUUGUCUAACACAUUUGAAAGCCGCCAGAAAGAGGCGCUAAAGGUGCGGGAGAGGCAUCCAGACCGCCUGCCUAUCAUAUGUGAAAAGGUGGAUGAUUCAAGUAUUCGUGACUUGGACAAGGGGAAGUUUCUCGUCCCUGCAGACUUAACAGUGGGACAAUUCAUGAUGGUCUUGCGAAAACGCGUUCAAAUGGACGCAGAGGAGGCAAUCUUUGUCUUCAUCAACGGCUCGGUUCCACCUUCCACGGCGCAAAUAUCUGAUCUGUACGCGCACCACAAGGACGAAGACGGGUUUUUGUACAUCAAAUACUCUGGGGAGGCAACAUUUGGAUGA